CUGGCAACACUACGCGAAAGUGUCAAAGUGAGAACGGAACAACGGGAUAUCUCCACGUAACGCGUGCGUGCGUUUCUACAGUAUUUUCGUUUUAUUUAAUAAAAUAAUAUUAUUGUGGCGGCAAUGGUUGUGUAGAAAAAUCGCCACAUAAUAGGAGUACACAUUUUAGGCAUAAAAUAUAAAAAUCCGGCCAGUAUGAAGAGCUGGGGUUUUCUUCUGAUCGCUGCUUUAGCGUUAAGCAGCAGUAAUGCGGUUGAUAGGAAUAAUUUUAAGAAUUGUGACCAGUCGGGUUUUUGCAAGCGGUUACGAGGUUUUAAGCCAGAGAAGUCUGAGUACGCGCUUAAUUUAGACACUGUAUUAGUACAUGGAAAUGUAUUAUCAGCUGAAGUUGACACUGUAGACACAUCAACCCAGGAAAGGAAGGUUUUGUGGCACUAUGCUAUGAGACUGUCAGCCCUGGUAGAUGGUACCUUCAGGGUGGAAAUUGAUGAAGUGGAUCCACUGUACCCAAGGUACAGGACACAGCUCGCACUUGAUGGAGAACCUAAGGCUGAUGGUCUUAAACUCCUUUCAAAUGCGAACGGUAAGCUGACCCUAGCUAACAGCCAAGGACACAAAGUGGUGAUCACAGCGGAACCUCUUAAGAUUGAGUUCCUGAACCUCGCCGGUGAUGUGGCGGUGGUGCUGAAUGACAACGCUCAGCUGGUGGUGGAGCCGCUCCGAGUUAAAAAGGAAAGGAUUGAUGAUGAGGAUGGGAACCCUGUCGAAGUUGAGGAGGAAGGCACUUGGGGCGAGAGUUUCAAGUCGCACCAUGACAGCAAGCCUCGCGGUAACGAAGCCGUGUCCCUGGACUUCAGCUUCCCAGACGCUGAUAAUGUUUAUGGUAUUCCGGAACAUACAGAUAAGUUCCCCCUGAAAACAACAACCUCUGGCGAGCCCUACCGUCUUUUCAACUUGGAUGUCUUCGAGUAUGAGUUGGACAGUCGCAUGGCUUUAUACGGAGCUGUUCCUGUAUUGUAUUCUCAUGGCCCGAAACACAGCGCAGGUGUGUUCUGGCACAACUCGGCUGAGACGUGGGUGGACAUUGUCAACUACGCAGACAGUACUGUGGUCUCCUCGCUCGUCAACCUUGUUACCGGGGGCCAGAAGCGGCGUGUUGAUGCUAGGUUCAUAAGUGAGUCGGGAAUAGUGGAUGCUUUCGUGUUCCUUGGAGAGAAGCCCGCUGACGUUUUCCGUCAGUACGCGAUGUUGACUGGACCGACGCCAUUACCUCCUAAAUUCUCGCUAGCAUACCACCAGUGCCGCUGGAACUACGUGGACGAGGCGGACGUGCGCUCCGUGGACAACGGGUUCGACGAGCACGACAUCCCCGCCGACGUCAUCUGGCUAGACAUCGAGUACACCGACAGGAAGAAGUACUUCACAUGGGAUGCCCUGAAAUUCCCGAACCCCUCAGAAAUGGUCGCCAACCUGACAGCCAAGGGUCGCAAGCUGGUCGCCAUCAUAGAUCCCCACGUGAAGAGAGAAGCGGGUUACUUCCUGCACGAAGACGCUACUGAACUAGGAUACUAUGUUAAGGAUAAGGAUGGCAAGGAUUAUGAAGGUUGGUGUUGGCCCGGUUCCUCAUCAUACUUAGAUUUCUUCAACCCGCUUGUAAGCAAGUAUUACGCGGAGCGAUACUCGUUCGAGAACUUCCCCGGUACCAGCAAGGAUGUACACAUUUGGAAUGACAUGAAUGAGCCUAGCGUAUUCAACGGUCCUGAGAUCACGAUGCCAAAGGACUGUCGCCACUACAAACCCCCCCAGGACGGGAACGAUGGACUCGCCGCUUUCUGGGAACACAGGCACGUGCAUAACGAGUACGGUCUAUGGAACAUCCGCGCGACACACGACGGUAUGCGGCAGCGAUCUGACAAUAAGUACCGGCCCUUCAUACUCACUCGAUCCGCGUUCGCUGGUACUCAGAGAUACGCGGCAGUAUGGACGGGAGACAAUAUGGCGGAGUGGGGCUUCCUGGCAGUGAGCGUGCCGAUGUGCCUGUCCUUAGCGUCGGCCGGGAUCAGCUUCUGCGGGUCCGAUGUCGGCGGGUUCUUUAAAUACCCCGAAGCUGAGCUCAUGACGAGGUGGUAUCAGGCGGGCGCGUUCCAGCCGUUCUUCCGCGCUCACUCUCACAUCGAGACGAAGCGGCGCGAGCCCUGGCUGUACGAGCCCGCCACCACCGCGCUACUGCGGGACGCCAACCGCAGGAGAUACGCACUGCUCGACUUCUGGUAUACCCUAUUCUACGAGCAUUCAAUAGACGGGCUGCCAGUCAUGCGACCUCUGUUCCAAGAGUAUCCCAAGGAAGAGGACACGUACACCAUCGAUGACCAGUACCUACUUGGAAACAAACUCCUAGUUCGUCCCGUAGUGGAGCCGGGUGUGAGCAAUGUGAAAGUGUACCUGCCCGGGGCCGCAACCCGCACCCUUUGGUACGACGUCGACACAUACCACGCGUACCCCGCCAAUGGGUACCUUACCUUCGACGUUACGCUCUCUAAGAUCCCAGUGUUCCAGCGUGGUGGAGCGAUAGUACUGCGCAAGGAGCGCGUGCGUCGUUCCUCAGCCCUCAUGGCGGACGACCCGUACACUAUUGUCGUCGCUCUUGACAUUAACGGUACGGCAGAAGGCUCCUUGUACAUAGACGAUGGUGAGACAUACGAAUAUAAAAACAACAAGUACAUCUACGCUAAGCUAGCGUACGAAUCCGGCGCCAUGACAUACUCCUUCGUGAAUGAAAAGGCGAGCUAUCCGACCCGGUCGUGGGUGGAGCGCAUAGUUAUCGCCGGCAUUAAGACCCCGCCUAAGACCGCCAAGUUGGUGCAAGGGGAUAAGCAGACAUCUCUACAGAUGACACUACAUAAAGGUAACGACGUACUCGUCGUCCGGAAGCCGGCCGCCAGCAUGGCGCAACCUUGGAAAAUCACCUUUAGCUAUUAAGAUUUUAGGUAGAAAAUGAGUUGGUACUGCUAUCCGGUUCGGUAAGACACGUAUGUACAAAGAAUUCAUCUUUACUGCAUAGUAGAUUUUUUUA
Molecule: messenger RNA, 3073 nt
Organism: Spodoptera exigua (beet armyworm)
Lineage: Eukaryota; Metazoa; Arthropoda; Insecta; Lepidoptera; Noctuidae
Source: the annotation of a GenBank genome assembly